Molecule: messenger RNA, 3747 nt
Organism: Dreissena polymorpha
Lineage: Eukaryota; Metazoa; Mollusca; Bivalvia; Myida; Dreissenidae
Product: protein PFC0760c-like
Exons: 1
Coding region: 292-3741 (1149 amino acids)
Source: RefSeq, a predicted model, not a curated record
CAUACUUUUUGCUCGAUAUACAUCGACCAACGUAGCAUACAGUGGUUUUCGUUUCGGAAAAAUACAUGGCAGAACCGGGCCUAAAUUGGAUAAAGUGUUUACUAGCUGUGCUCAAUGAUGGAAUAUACAUGAAAAUAGUGCAAUAUCGGUGUAAAUUUUGAUAUUAAAAUUGACAAAAGUCUCUUGGGAUCAGUUAAAUAAAUACGGGAAUGUGUAUCGCGUUGAUAAAUUUAAUCAGGUAAACCGUGUUUAUGUUUACAUACAAUCUUUGGAGAGGUAAACAUCAAAAGGAUGGAUAGAUUGCCGUCAGGGGGUGGUAUGCCUGGGGGAGCCGGGGCGGAUGGGGCGUUUGAAAGGUUUCUUACUGCAGCCAUAGCAACCAUCAUCACCAUCAUGUUUUCGUGGCGGCUGCUGGGGGAAGAAGACGAGGCGAGUGGUCGUAAUUCGGGUUCAGUAGGGGCGCGUGCAAUAAGAAACAAAUCGCCGCAUAAGCAUUAUGGCGAAGAAAGUAGAUCUACGGUGUCGCCUGCUAAUCGGCCGAAUUUGUCUGCUUCAUCAGCCUGCGAUAUUGACAUUUCCGAUGAUGAACAUAAUACACACCGCUCGUGCGAGGUUUCAAAAUCAACUUUACCAGAUAUUGAUCAACCCGUUGAACGCGAAGUCAUAGUGCACGAUCAACAGAUACCGAUGUACGCUCAACAACAGCCCCGAGGCGAUUGCGAGCAGCCGACGUCAGACGAAAAUGUGUCAUCCGUUUCAAUACCAGACGACAAUAUGACAGUGGACACGCUGACCAGCUGGGAUGAAUACAAAUGGGAGGAAGAAACGGGGAUCGAACAUGAUGACGUUAUUGUUACGCGCCGCACCGUUCGAGAUUUUGUCUCAAAUAGGUCUCCAAAAUCCUCUUAUGACCAUUCAGACUCGGGUGAUAAUUCUUUAGACCACAUGUCCGGUGUAAAUGUAAAUAUUGAAGUUACAAAUCAUAAUCAAAGUCAGUCAGUCCCGUUCUCGCAGCGGUUUGCCAAUUUUGAGUAUAAAGACACCGGGGGCGACAGUGGCUACAUUGACCUAUAUCCGGACAGUGAUAGUGAUCGGAUGGAUUCGAGUGACGAAGAAGAUGAAUACGAAAUCCAGGUGUCGGACUCGGACUCAGACGAAGAGGACGCCAGUGCGGGGUCAUUUUACGGGGUCACCACAUUGGACACUAUUAUGGAAGAAAUCGAAAUGGACGCAAGUGAUGACGUCAUAAUAGCUCAUGACAAAAGAAGUAGUAACCGUCAAGAUGUAGACAGUGCGUACAUUUCUUCAAUUUGUGAUGAGGAUGAUAACACUAUGGAAACAAAUGAUUGUGAUAAUUCUGUACAAGGUGUACGAGAUGCACGCGCCAUAGAGUGUUUAGCAAAUAACAACGGGGUUGUUUGUGAACAGAAUAAUUCACCAGACUUUGUAAAUAGCUCGCGCGUUAAUGGUAACGAUGGUAGCGAAAAUUCUCGAGUUACUGCAACCGAUUUCUUAACUACGGAAAACACAAUGACGCAGUCUGUUAAAAAUGAAUUGCAUUUGAAACCCAACCAUGCGAAUACGGUUAAAUGUAAUUUAACGCUUGAAAACUUACCGAAAUCUGACAUGAAAAAUACUUCAGCGGAUUUGCAGCAGGUUUGUGACAUGAAUAUAAAUCAGACUGGGACCGUGAGCGAUUACCUGGCGUUAAAUGAAAUCAGAAAUGCCACAGCUGAUCCGAGUGUGAUAAGCAAUGACAAACAGGUGGUAAAUAAAAUAACGACGAUAAAAGCUGCAAAUAGUAGUUAUAAACCAAAUAAAAUGAAAUUAAAACUCACUGAAGAUGAAUCCAAGAUUUCAGAUUUGUCAGACGACAGUUUGCCUCCUUCACCUGUGCGCACAUGCGCGCUUGACAAUUUGGCGGACGCGUUUUCAGAUACCGAAUCGUGCAGCAGUGAGUCGGUAAUAACGGUGCUUAGCGUAAAAUCUAAUGAAAGCGAGAGUUGCAAUAUGGAUCAAUAUGUCUUCCCGGCAAAUAGAUCUAAUAAAACCGUGUCCCCAGCGGGCAACACUUUACCGAUAUUUUUCGAUUCAAGCCUUGUCAGCGGCAAUAAAUAUGAUAACUUUUCACUAGUCAGCGGUUUUCUUAAUGACAGUUUGAACAGUUUAUUGAGCGCGAACACAGAGAGCCAAAGUGAUACCGAAAGUAGUUCAGAUCGGGAAUGUACGGGUCAAGGCGGUACUGAUAUUGACAAAGCCGGGGAAGUAUUAGACAGUUUAAAUGAUAUAGCAAUUAGUGACGAAUCUGACAUUUCAUCCAUAGAAUCUUUAUCCGUCGCGCAAACAGACACAGAAGAGAAGGAACUAAACGGACACGCGACUAGUUCCGACUCUAUCGUUAACCCCCGCGAAAAUCAGUACGACGACAACGACAACAAUGAUGGCGAUGACGAUAAUCAACACGGCGACGAGGGUAACGCUGGUGACGAACAAAUUGACGUCUACGACCAUGCCGCCGACGAUGACUGCGGGUCCGACGGCGGGUUUUCUGACAACUCCGAUCCGCCGCUGCGCGAGUACGACCCGAACGACUUGGCGGACUUCAAUCUCGAUAGUGACGACGACUCCUUCUUCCUCGUCAUCGACGACCAUUCGCGUGACGUGGAUUCUUCAUCCGGCGACGACGAAGGUAAACUGCGAAACUUCGAAACUUUCACGAACCUCAACUCCGUCGGACUGUCGCAAGAAUACGGCGACGCGGUUGUCUCCCAUGCAUUGAGCGAGGACGCGCGAGGUUUCAAAUUUUCGCACACCGAAAACGUUAGUACCGAGUUCAAGAGGAGGGGCUAUUUUACGGACCGGAGCUACGCGUCCGACCCGGACCAUCUGUCGCCGAUUACUUCGGAAGACGAUGAGAUUAAGUCAGCGGAGAAUGAAAAAAAUGAAAGUUUAACCUGCCAAAGUACGCACCACAAGUCACCGUCAGCUAAAAGCAGCAGUUAUGAAGACGCAGCGCUGUCAGACCCGGGGAAAGUCGAAGAAGGCCAUUAUGACGAUGAAUCUUGUACCCGGCCAAACAUUGAUUUUUCAAAGUACAUAAUUAAUAGCGAUUUUAGCCAUAUAGUAGAAAACAUACCGUUUCCCGAAGAUUUGGACUUUGUUGAAAGUCUUCCAACUGAAACUCGCGAUUUGGCACCAAUCGAUAAAGACCAAUUGGUUACUAAUAUUGACCCGCGAUCUGAAAUCGAUAACCAAGGUAAUAACAUGGACAUAUUAGGUGAGGAAGACGUGAAUAAUUUAGAGAGUAGUAAUGGACAGCUUGAUACCGUUUGGAGCUUAACGGAACAGAUUGAGAGUUUGACUCAGAGUGACAUUAUAUUGGGCAAUGAGGUCGGCAGUGGUUUGAACAGUGUUUCUGAGCCGAGAUCGCACCAUGCUACCAAUAAUGUGCGCGUUUCGAACACAGACGAACACGCUAUAGUGCAUUCAAUUAUCAUCACUGAGCAAAUUGUAAAAGCAAAAGUGAAGGGAUGUGAGGACAUUUUAAGUAGCGAAAGCGUUAUAAACGAGGACACUCAACCAAUUGUGACGCAAGGAGAUAUUCAGCGUGAACGUUUCCAUGGAAUUAAGUCAUUAAUACCUCGAGCAAGGAACGCUAGAGUUGAAACAAACUUCGAUGUCGAUAUCGAUAAUCAUCAUUUACCACAGUUUCAGCCGAGAAAGGCAGACCAAUAUCGAUGACGUAAU